AUGUCACGAGAAGAGCUCUCAGCGGCUGCCGCGCCGGUGCUGUUCCGCGACCGAUACCCACUGCCCUCAUCGCGGAGACCCUGCAGAAUCUGGCCAAGGCUAAGUGGUUCACCGUUGGACGUGGUGGCCGCUUUCCAUAAGAUCCGCAUGGCUCCGGGACAUGAGGAAAGACUGCAUUUCGCACGAGCGUACCUGGAUGAUGUACUGAUCUACUCGAGCGGUUCGAAGGCGGAUCAUGAGGCUAAGGUGCGACGAGUUCUCCAAGCACUCGCCGACGCUGGGCUGCACCUAGACCCAGCGAAGUGCGAGUUUUCGGUACAAGAGGUCAAAUACCUUGGGUUCAUCGUCAACGCAGGGAAAGGAAUCGCCUGCGACCCCGAAAAGCAGCGCGCCAUCCGCGAAUGGGAGGCCCCGACCACGGUGAAGGGUGUCAGAAGCUUUCUGGGCUUCGCCAACUAUUACCGGAUCUUCAUCCCCGACUAUGCCAAGAUCACGCAGUCUCUGGAUGCCCUGCUUAAGAAAGGAACUGCCUUUCAUUGGGGACGAGCGGAGAACGAGGCGUUUCAGGAGCUGAAGCGACGAUUUUGCGAGUCACCGGUGCUCAAGCAGUGGGACCCGAGCCUCCCGACCUUUUUGGAGACGGAUUGCUCAGGCUACGCAUUGGGAGGCGUCCUGUCGCAGGAAGGCCCAGAUGGACGUCGACACGCAUGCGCCUUCUUCUCGAAGCGACUUUCGCCAGCGGAGUACAACUAUCCCAUUCACGACAAGGAGAUGCUUGCCAUCAUGAGAUGUCUCGACAACUGGAACGCCGAACUUAGGAGCUGCGGCCCAUUUACAAUCCUUACCGAUCACCGCAACCUGAAGGCAUCCACCCUGCCGAAGAUGAAGGUCUUCGAGGUAGCGGACCUGCAGCAACUCUGGGACGAAACGGUGGCGAAGGACUCGAUAUUCCGGGCAGCCUAUAAGGCAGUCCGCGAUCGCGAGCGUGCCUUCCCGCCCUCGCUGGGCCUGAAGAUCCAGAUUUCAGAAUGUGCGAUCGACGCAGGCAAAAGGCUGACAUUCAGAGACCGUAUUUGGUCGCAUGACUCUGUUGCGACCGGUCAUCCCGGCAGGGAAGGUACGCUGGCUAUUGUGGCUCGGCGAUUCUACUGGCCUGGGCAGUCCCAGCUGGUUCGCCGUCGAAAGGGAUUUCUCAAGCCUCUGCCGAUUCCAGAUCGACCCCGAAGCCAUUUGUCCAUGGACUUCAUCACAGAUCUGCCGCCUACUGGACCGAGCAAGGCAAGGUACCUGUGGGUGAUUGUGGACAGACUGACAAAGGCUGUGACCCUCGAGGUGAUGGACAACAUGGAAGCUGAGCCGUGUGCAAACCGUUUUCUCCAGUGUCAUUACCGAUUUCACGGAAUGCCACGGUCCAUCGUCAGCGACCGCGGGAGCAACUGGCUAAGUAGGUUCUGGAAGAGGUUCUGCCGUCUUGCAGGUGUCACGCAGAAAUUGAGCACGGCCUAUCAUCCUCAGACGGACGGAGGGCCAGAGAGAAUGAACCAGGAGAUCGAGGCCUACCUGAGAGCCUACGUGUCCGACCAAGACAGCCCCUUUUUCGCUGAGCAUGGUUACCACGUCGAUCCCAUCAGCGUCGAGGAAUCGGAAGAGCCACCGAGGCAUAGAGAGGAAAGCAGAGCUGAUAGCCUACUCAGUCGCCUGCAGGAGGUCAAUGAGUACAUGCAAGCAGUGAUGGCCUCCUCACAGCAACAACAAGAAGAGGCUGCCAACGCAAAGCGACAGCCUGCGGAGCGAUUUGAAGUUGGUGACAAGGUGUGGCUCUCGAUGGCAAACUACAGAUCGCCACGACCGUGCAAGAAGCUCGACUGGCUGCAUCACAAGUACACAGUCACGAAGGUAAUUAGUUCGCACGUUGUUGAGCUCGAUGUUCGUGGCUCAAUUUACCCGCGAUUUCAUGUAGAUGACGCACAGCCACCACCGGUACAAGAUGAGUCCGGCACGGAUCUGUGGGAUGUCGACGAGAUCCUCUGCGCGAGAUGGAAGAAGCGCGGACGAGGGGAAUUCAGGCAAGCACUAGUGCGAUGGACGGGCUACGCAGAGCCGACUUGGGAGCCAGUUGAGUGGUUGCAAGGAACAAUUGCGAUGAAGGCAUUCGAGGACAAGAACGCAAGAACCCCGCAGACGCCGACCUGGUCGGAGGGGACAAGGGGGUAA
Molecule: messenger RNA, 2214 nt
Organism: Hirsutella rhossiliensis
Lineage: Eukaryota; Fungi; Ascomycota; Sordariomycetes; Hypocreales; Ophiocordycipitaceae
Product: integrase core domain-containing protein
Exons: 10
Coding region: 1-2214 (737 amino acids)
Biological process (GO): DNA integration
Molecular function (GO): nucleic acid binding
Source: RefSeq, a predicted model, not a curated record